Messenger RNA from Ixodes scapularis (black-legged tick), 1338 nucleotides. RefSeq lists its product as uncharacterized. Gene Ontology annotation, molecular function: nucleic acid binding. Gene Ontology annotation, biological process: DNA integration. The transcript has 3 exons. Bases 1 to 1338 code for a protein of 445 amino acids. NCBI's taxonomy places the organism in Eukaryota, Metazoa, Arthropoda, Arachnida, Ixodida, Ixodidae. The record is from RefSeq and is a predicted model, not a curated record.
AUGCAAGAAGAAGAAGAGAAAUUUCAAGUCAAUUCACUGGAGCACAUAUCUGUCACACAAGAUCGGCUAAAUGAAAUAAGAGACGCAACUGCAGCCGAUGUCCAGAUGCGUCUACUGCGCGAGUAUGCACAGACGUCAUGGCCCGAGCAGAAAGAGCAAGUUCCUCAGCUCGGAAGGCCAUUCUGGUCCUACAGAGAGGAGAUCCACGAGGAAGACGGCCUUGUGCUGCGGUCAAACAAGAUAAUAAUUCCAACGGCCAUCAGAUCCAAGAUUCUCAACUUGCUCCACACGGCACACGCGGGCAAAGACAAAAUGAAGAGAAGAGCCCGAGAAAUUUUGUUCUGGCCCGGAAUCAACGCUGACAUUGACCGCGAACAUGACAAAUGCAGCAAAUGCGAGAAGUACAAAUCAAGAAACACCAAGAUGCCACUCCUCAGCCACGCACUGCCAACGCUUCCUUGGCAGUUGGUCGGGACCGAUUUCUUCACUCAUGAAGGAAAAGACUACAUAAUCCUGGUGGAUUUUUACUCAUUUUAUUUUGAGGUAGAAGAAAUGAAAAGUACCACAGCUUCCAAAGUCAAAGAGUUCUGCCUUAAAGUAUUCGCAACACAUGGACUGCCGUUGAAACUUAUAAGCGACAAUGGCCCACCAUUUGGCAGCCAGGAGUUCAAGCAGUUCUUGGAAAACCUGAAGAUAGAACAAGUUACAUCAAGCCCUUACCACGCUCGAUCAAAUGGCAUGGCUGAACGAGCCGUGAGACAGGCCAAACAACUCUUGCGAAAGAGUGCCAACACUGAAGAGUUUUACCGCUCCCUCCUUGAGUGGCGCAACACUCCACGAGACGAUGUCCUCCAAUCGCCAGUACAGAGACUGAUGAGCCGACACACAAGAACACUGUUACCUGCGCGAUCGGAACAUUACCUGCCGACUGUUGUGCCACCCAAGGCUGUCACACGUCGUCUCACAGAAAUAAGGCGGCAACAAAAGGCGAACUACGAUAGAAGCUCAAGAACACUGCCAGACAUUGACACGGGUUCUACAGUCACCGUCUACAACACCCUGCGGCGCACAUGGUCACCUGCCAUAGUCGUGGGACAUUCAGUGCCGAGGGACGAGGGAACAAUGGACGAGGACGGCAGGCUGACAUUUGUGGGCCGCAUGAAAGGGGUGAUCAACUUUAUGGGUUUAAAAGUGCCGCCACUAGAGAUCGAGAAUAUCCUCAACUCGCACCCCGACAUGGAGGAGGCGCAGGCUGUACUAAGUUCAUGCAAGAGUCGCGGUUACCUUCUGAACUUUAGGGCGAUGAUGUUCAGACUUUUGAAAAGGUGGACAUGGUAG